Molecule: messenger RNA, 2363 nt
Organism: Oryzias melastigma (Indian medaka)
Lineage: Eukaryota; Metazoa; Chordata; Actinopteri; Beloniformes; Adrianichthyidae
Product: NLR family CARD domain-containing protein 3
Exons: 8
Coding region: 81-2294 (737 amino acids)
Source: RefSeq, a predicted model, not a curated record
UCCUUUUUUUUCUUCUUCACAAUAAAGGUACAACGUGUUUGUGAGCUGAUUGUGGAUCCAGUGACUGUAAAUGCAGCAGCAUGGAUCAGCGUGAGAACACACAGAAGGGAGCCGAUCCCUCAAAAAGCACUCUAAAAGCUCAAAGGAACCAACCUGGAUCUGGAUCCAGCUGCGUGUCUUUCAAAAGUGACAGGUCAAAGGGUCGUAACCCUGAAUUCAAAGGCAUCAGUUCAACAGUGGAACAGAACCAAACUGGACCUGGAUCUGGAUCCAGCUGUGGGACCCACAGAAGUGACAGGUCAAAGGGUCGUAACCCUGAAUUCAAAAGCAUCAGCUCAAGAGUGGAACAGAACCAGCCUGGACCUGGAUCUGAUUCCAGCUGCAUGUCUUUCAGAAGUGACAGGUCAAAGGGUCGUAACCCUGAAUUCAAAGAGAUCAGUUCAAGAGUAGAACAAGAGGAGGAGUGUCUCGGGCCGCGGCCUGCAGAGAGACCCAGAGCUGCAGAUGUUGGUCUGCAGGAGAUUUUUGGAGAGCAUCAUAUCAGUCUGAGGAGCGGAAGUGAACAUGUGCUUGAAGGAACUGAAGAAGCAGGAAGAGAAGCGCUCCUCAACGAGGUCUACACUGAGCUCUACAUCACAGAGGAACUGAGACGAGAGGGUCACACCCUACAUGAGGUAAUGCAGCUAGAGACAACCAAGACCAGCAAACUCCAUGACACUGCAAUCAAGAACCCAGACAUCUUCAAAGUCUUCACUGACCAACACAGAUCCAUCAGAGUGGUUCUGACCAGCGGAGUUGCUGGAGCUGGAAAAAGCUUCUCAGUGCAGAAGUUCACUCUGGACUGGGCUGAGGGUUUGGAGAAUCAAGACAUCAGUGCUGUGGUUCCUCUUUCAUUCAAAGAGCUGAACUUGAUCAGAGAUGAGAAGCACAGUCUUCUCACUCUGAUCCAGCUUUUCCAUCCAACACUCCAGAAGAUCCCAGCAGAGCAGCUGUCUGUCUGUAAACUUCUGUUCAUCUUUGAUGGUCUGGAUGAAAGCAGACUUAUUCUGGAUUUCAACAACAGUCAGGUGGUGUCUGAUGUCACACAGAAGUCCUCAGUCAAUGUGCUGCUCACUAACCUCAUCCAGGGAUAUCUACUGCCCUCAGCUUUGGUCUGGAUCACUUCCCGACCUGCAGCUGCCAAUCAGAUCCCUCCAUCAUGUGUGGACAGACUGACAGAAGUACGAGGCUUCAAUGAUGCACAGAAGGAGGAGUACUUCAGGAGGAGAUUCCCAGAUGACGAGCUGUCCAGCAGAAUGAUCUCCCACAUCACAAGCUCCAUGUCCCUUUACAUCAUGUGUGAAGUUCCAGUGUUCUGCUGGAUCACUGCUGUGGUUCUGGAAAACAUGCUGACCACAGAGCAGGGAGGAGAGCUGCCCACCACCCUGACUGACAUGUACUCACACUUCCUGAUGGUCCAGACAAAGAGGAAGAAGAACAAGUACCAGCAGGAACAUCAGACUAGUCCACAAGAGCUGACAGAGACUGACGGGGAAGUUCUUCUGAAGCUGGGGAGGCUGGCAUUUGAACAUCUGGAGAAAGGAAACAUCAUGUUCUACCAAGAAGACCUGCAGCAGUGUGGUCUGGAUGUCACAGAGGCCUCAGUGUACUCUGGAGUUUGUACUGAGAUCUUCAGAAGAGAGUGUGAGAUCUUCCAGAAACCGGUCUACAGCUUUGUUCAUCUGAGCGUUCAGGAGUUUCUGGCUGCAGUCUACGUGUUCCACUGUUUCUCCAACAGGAAGGUAGAGGUCAUUGAGGACUUCCUGAAGAACAACAUGGAGAACCCAUCCCUGGAUGAGUUUCUUAAUAGAGUCAUGGAGAACUCCAUGCAGAGUCAAACUGGACACCUGGACCUGCUUGUUCGCUUCCUUCAUGGUCUCUCUGUGGAGUCCAACCAGAGACUCUUAGGAGGUCUGCUGGAUCAGACAGAGAAGAAUCCAGGAACCAUCCAGAGAGCCAUCAACAACCUGAAGAAGAUCAACAGUGAAGGAGUCUCUCCUGACAGAAGCAUCAACAUCUAUCACUGUCUGAUGGAGAUGAAGGAUCUCUCAGUUCAUCAGGAGAUCCAAGAGUUCCUGAAGUCAGAGAACAAAUCAGAGAAGAAACUCUCAGAGAUCCACUGCUCAGCUCUGGCCUACACUCUGCAGAUGUCAGAGGAGGUUCUGGACCAGCUGGACCUGAUCCGUUACAACACAUCAUAUGAGGGUAGACGGAGACUGAUCCCAGCUGUGAGGAACUGCAGAAAGUUCAGGUGAGUCCAGAAGUGAUUGUGAUGAUAAAUCAGAUCAGUGUUCAGAUCUUCAACAUUCAUCUUCUAGCAUUUG